AAGAAUGUUGCUGCAAAAGUUCUGUCGGCGCACGUUGCACACCACGCGGCAAUUGUGCAACAGCCUCGAGAAGAGCGCUUUGUCCACGCUCCGCAAAAAGACCGGCUACACUUUUGCCAACUGUAAAAAGGCGCUUGAAUUGCAUAACAACGAUGUCAAUCAGGCAGAGAAAUGGCUGCAUGAACAGGCGCAAUCGUUGGGCUGGUCAAAGGCCACCAAGCUCUCGGAUCGUGUCACAACACAGGGCCUCGUCGGCGUGCUCGUGAGCGGCAAUCGUGGCGCUAUGGUGGAACUUAAUUGUGAAACGGAUUUUGUGGCACGCAAUGAGACAUUCAAGCGGUUUGUGGAUCAUGUCUCACGCAUUGUGCUCCACUACACAGACCUAACGGAGUUCGACGGCGAUUUGUGGAAGCUUGGUUUCGAAUCGGAGGCUCUUAGAAAUCUGGAGACGCCACAGGGCGGCUCAUUGGCCGAUCAUCUGGCGCUGUUGAUUGGCGCCGUUGGUGAAAAUGCGAGCAUUCGCCGUGCGCUCUGCUUCAAGGUGAACAAUGAUCUGCGCCUCGCUGGCUAUGCACAUCCUGCGCCGACAAAUGUCGGCACCACACAGGACAUAACCCAGGUGGGCAAAUACGGAGCAAUUGUCGCCUAUCGCUCCCAGCUGGAUGUCGACGAUCCCGAAUUGCAAAAGGGCAUUUGCCAGCAAAUUGUGGGCAUGAAACCGCUUAAGGUGGGUGAAUACGAUAAGGAUACGCCGGCGGAGAAUAAGGACGAUGAGACGUGUCUCAUCCAUCAGGAGUAUCUGCUGGAUGCGGACAAGACGGUGGGCGAGGUGCUCAAGGAGCACCGGGUCAACAUCAUCGACUAUCACCGCUUCGAGUGCGGCGAACAAACGCAACAACAUCUCAAAGAAAUUCUGCAAGCCCAGCAACAGAACAGCAAUUAAAAAUAAAAAUACAACUAUUAUUAAAAUAAUAGCAAAAUAAUAUUAAUAUUAAUAGCCUGACCUUCUCUAUUGACGCUACCAAAUCUGUUGUAUAAACAAAAAGAAAUUCGAUAGAUUAAAAAAAAAUGUGAACAAAAAAUAA
Drosophila grimshawi is the source of this 1085-nucleotide messenger RNA. It is a transcript of the gene mEFTs, whose product is annotated as elongation factor Ts, mitochondrial. The transcript is spliced from 3 exons. Gene Ontology annotation, molecular function: protein binding; translation elongation factor activity. The record is from RefSeq and is a predicted model, not a curated record. Bases 5 to 943 code for a protein of 312 amino acids. Gene Ontology annotation, cellular component: mitochondrial matrix. Gene Ontology annotation, biological process: mitochondrial translational elongation. Lineage: Eukaryota; Metazoa; Arthropoda; Insecta; Diptera; Drosophilidae.